Ruditapes philippinarum (Manila clam) is the source of this 1138-nucleotide messenger RNA. RefSeq names its product neogenin-like. Gene Ontology annotation, molecular function: protein binding. The record is from RefSeq and is a predicted model, not a curated record. Gene Ontology annotation, biological process: cell-cell adhesion. The annotation marks the transcript as partial. Lineage: Eukaryota; Metazoa; Mollusca; Bivalvia; Venerida; Veneridae. The transcript is spliced from 8 exons.
AUGCCGGAGAGAAAAAUACGAGGCAACAGGUUUAGCCAUGUUCCGAGGAUGCCUCAGAUAUCGUUCACUGAUUGGAUACAAGGCAAUACAUCUAGGGAAUCCUUCAUGAACGAGAGCGUAGUACCGCCACCACCCAAUAACGUGUACCUCAACCUUCAAAAUGGUAACAUCAUAAUAUCAUGGUUACCUCCCUUCCCUGACGAAAAUAUUCUCGUGCGAGGUUACGUCAUUGAUGUUUUCUACAACAACACAAAACUUCAGUCGAUGCAAGUUGACCACGAAGAAAGCAGUGUUAUUAUUUACGGUGUAGAAAUGGGUGUAUUAUACAGGAUUUCUGUCAGGGCGAAUAAUAGGGCGGGUGAAAGUAUAGAUCAGUGGGAGGAGCUUAAGAUACCGGUAGAACAGGUCACCAAAGAACCGGUACAGAAUUUUAAGGGAGAAGCGUUAUCAUCAACUAAACUUGAACUAACAUGGGAUCCGCCCGAGUCCGGGGUGUUUUCAAGGUUUGUUCUCUCGUACACACUGGCUGGUAACCUGAAGCCGGAGUUACCCGGAGGCGGAAAUCUACCAGCGAGCUCUAGGAGCUACAUAGUAAGGUCAUUGAGGCCGUUUACGGGAUAUUUCUUCCAAAUUACACCGUUUCUUAAAGACAUACGAGGUGUGACGUCAAACACAACGGUGGUGACGUUGACUGAUAAGCCUAUGGCGCCACCUACAAAUAUUUCACUCACUGUACUGAAUGCGACAACUAUCCGGAUAAGAUGCUCUCCACCCGAGACCGGCAAAAAUGGACCAAUUAUACAGUACAGAGUAGCGUACCGUGAACGGGAUUUUAGAGAUAACAUUCUGACAGAUGCAGAUGACAACGAAGAAUUAGAUUAUUAUCUCAACGGUUUAGAACAAGCAACAGUGUAUGAGAUCAGGGUUCGAGCUCUCACAGUGAAUGGUUCCGGCCCUUGGUCGGCAUGGUUACAAGAAAAAACGGCUAAACGAUCAUUUGAAGUAAGCAGCUAUAUUGACAACCUUGAUAAAAAUAAAUCUUCUGGCAUUGAUGGAAUUGGUCCUAAUAUGUUAAAACUAUGUAAAGACUCUAUAACGAGAGCAAUAACUUCAAUUAUUAAUAAGAGUAUUUCACUAG